AUGGCGCCCAAGAAGAAAGGCAUUUCCGUCAAUCUGCGCGACCUCCAGCGCGAGAUGGGCGUCGGGGUGACGCUCCUCCCGUCUGCACCGAAGCCGGUCGACGAAGCCGCUCUUGCAGCGGCAGAGAAGGAACGCGAACGCGAGCGGAAACUGGGACCAGGAGGCGGCCGCUGGGCAGACCGGAUGGACGACUCCGACGACGACGAGUGGAGGAGAGAGAGCGAGGGCGCGAAUUUCGGGCCAGGAGGCCCGGGGGGCCGCAGCAUGGAAGGCAUGCGGCGCGACGGAGGACGAAUGCGCCCGCAAGAGGUCGAGCUCCCCGACGAGCCGUGGAGGCGAUCGGCUCCGUUGCCGCCUCGUGAACAAGACGGGGGAGAACGAGCGGGACGCGGAAGGGGUGACGAGGAAGACGCGGAUCUGGGCGUGCUCCGAUCAGCGUCGAAAGUGAACACUCCUCCGGCCGGGGGUCCGGGCGAUGUAGGUCGAGGCGGAGGGAAUGCGGGGAAUCGCCAGCACGAGGAAGACUUGGAUUUUGCGGAUCUCCGCAAAUCCACUCCCCAAAGAGAAGGAAGCUUCGCUGGCCAGAGAGGGCCUCGAGAAGACGACGAAGAUCUCGACUUCGCUGCAGUCAGGGACAGGGCGAGAGCGACCGUGGGCUCGGCCGCAGACUCUGCUGCGCAAUCGUCCGACUCCCGCCCGGAGCAUCUUCGGUCGCUGCGCAGCCGCCUGAAGAAAGUGGAGAGAGAAAACGUGUCGCCGCCUGUGGAGAACGGCGGAGCUUCUCCCGCACUGCCCUCGUCUCGUCCCCUUGAGUCUCAGUCGUCGGUGGAGAGCAAGCCUGGGCGUUAUGUGCCUCCUUCCAAGCGGACCCCGGCAGUUGGGAAAGACGAGAAAGGGGCGGGGCCUCGCGGGAGUUCGGGCGCUGCCGGAACGCCGCCUGUUCAGAACGAACGUCUCGCGGCGUUUCUGGAGCCCAACUCGCCUCGGAAAGCGCCUGCCGCAGCGCCUCGUCCGGCGGCAGCCAAUGACGUUGGCAACGGCGCGGUGCCCGCCUCGACGCCCGCGCCUUCGUCAGUUGGAGAGAAGGAGAGCGCCGCUUCUUCGCCGAGCGAGAAGGACGACCUGCGUGAGGCGUCGUCGCCACAGACGAAGGCGGCAAGUGGAGGCGGAGCGCGGUUCGUUCCCAAGUGGAAACAGCGGAUGGAGGAAGAGAAGAAGAAGGAAGAAGAACGGGCUGCGCGAGCCUCGCAGGCAACGCAACAGGCGCAGCAUCCGGCAGCCUCGUUGGCCCAGUCGCUCUCUGAGGACAGCAGAGAGGCCAGCAGUGCAGCUAGGGGCCAGAACGUUUCGCCGUCUUCCUUCUCUUCGACUCGGGUCGAGGAGCCCGUGCAGAUCCUUCAGCCCGUUCGUCUGGGCACACGCAAAGAUGCCGCGUUGGGAGGCAGCUUCGUGAACGGCAAGUACGUCCCUUCGGGCGUCCGCCAGCAGAGCCAGCAGAGCGCCAGUUUCCCGGGUUCUGCGCCCAAGGAGUCGGCGGUCCAGAGGCUCUUCAAAGCGGCGGCGGGUGUGACCUCCACGUCUCCGUCCGCGGGAACCGGUCUCGACGGGGAAGACGUCGAGGAGUUGAAGCGCCAGGAAGAGCUGCAGAAAAAGAAGGAGGAGAAGGAAAGACGUGAACGGGAGAGAUUCGAAGAGCAGCGAAGGAAGAGAGAGGAACUGGUCAAGAUGUUGACUCACAAGGAAGACGAAAUCCUGUUGCUUGUCCAAGCUCUCGAGACGGGACUGGACCAAGCCGAAACAGACCCCAGCAAGAAGCUCGGUGUCGACGACAUUGUCGCAGUCCUCAAAGACGAGGACGAGUUGGCGAGCAUCGUCCCGUGCGCGGUUGUCGCGGCGGUGGUCAUCAAACGAAGCGCAGGCAAAGAAAACAUGGAGGGCGUCUUGGAGGUCGUCAAGCCCGUUCAGGACGUGUGGAAGGCGCUUCUGGAGAAGAGCCAGGUCAGAGACAAGGAUCAGGUUCUCAUCAAGGAAAUGGUCAAAAUGAUCAAAGCUGUCAAGUGCCCUCGACUGUCCCCGUGCACGGCGCUUAUCGAGGCAAUAUGGGACGCGAUGUGGUUCGACGACGACAACGAUGAUACGGAAGGACGGACGGAGGUUCUUUUCCAGGUCCUAACGUGGGGCCAGUGGCUUCAGGGACAGCUGCCUGGCGCGGAUGCGGGAGAGGAAGAGGAAGCGGAACAUGAGGAGCCAGACAAUGACGAUUACGACAUUGAGGCGUUGGUACCCAAGCGAGAGGGAGAGAAGAGCACGAAAAAGAAGAAAUAA
Neospora caninum is the source of this 2325-nucleotide messenger RNA. RefSeq lists its product as hypothetical. Lineage: Eukaryota; Apicomplexa; Conoidasida; Eucoccidiorida; Sarcocystidae. The coding region runs from base 1 to 2325 and encodes 774 amino acids. The transcript is spliced from 10 exons. The record is from RefSeq and is a predicted model, not a curated record.